AAUUUAUUCUUUUAUUUUAUCAAUUAUUUUUAAAUUCAAGAUACUAGCAAGAAAAAAAUGUUAUUGCCAAUUUGUACCGUGCAGAGAAUUUCUUCAACAAAAAUAAAAUGCUACUGCCUCACUGUUUUGGGGGCACAGUCCAGCGGUAGGGAUGAAUCUUGUUUUUUCGUCCGACGGCGGUUUGGCUCUCCGCGGGCAUAGAGUAUUGAUUUAGCUUGCGGUGCAGGAACGGCGGGCAGUGCUGUCGCUUUUACGCUGAACAAUACUGGCGCUAUCUUUCCACAGGUCAAGGCUUCGCAUUUCUGCAAUUCUAUCGCACUUUUGGUCAUUCAGACGUUACAAAAAUUCAAUCAAAAUGGUGGUCCCUAUACGAAGCUGUUGCCUACUUUUCAAUCUUCGACAAGGAACCAUGCUAAUGGCUGUUGUUGAAUUGAUACUCUCUGCUAUCUGCCUCUUUCUUCUCCUCCUGGCAUCUGGACAUGCUCAGGAAAUGGCAGCUAUGUUAGAGGCAGAUAUUGCUGAAAGUCAACGUUUACCUGUAGAUGAUGAAACAGGAAUUGUCCUAUACCACAACAAUGAAUCCCAACUGCAUAAAGCACAGCACUUAGCAUUUGUUAUGAUUAUAGCUCUCUACACAGGAAUUGCUAUGGUAACAAUUCAUUUGAUUAGCUGUGUUCUUCUCCUGUAUGGAUCAAUUAUGCAAAUUCGACAAUUUCUUCUGCCAUGGAUAAGCAUUGUUUUAAUAAGUCUGGUAGUAAGCUUCACUGGUCUGUUGGUAUGCAUGAUUCUAGGAUAUGGAACACAAAGUGCACUCAUCAUCUCUUCUCUAGCUAUUCAAAUUCGUUUCUGCUUAUGGUUGGUGGUGUUCAGUUUCUACAGACAAAUUUAUGAAGAACAAGCUGCAAGUUGUGCUGUCCUUGCCCAGCAAGAUAUGAUGAGCAUCAAAGCUGGAUACAUGUAUCCAAUGGCAUUAGACGGGAAGCCUUCAAAUGUGUAGCUUCUAGUGAUUUACACAAACUUGCCACUACGAACUGUGCAAUACAUCAUUAUAUUUUAAAGAGCAGUGUGUGCCAACUUGCACACAGGUAAAUACUCAAAUUAAAAGCAUCAGUUGCUUCAUGAAUUUUAUUAUGUUGAGAGUUAUUUUAUUGCACACAUGAGAUUUUAUUAACCUGUCAUUAAAUAAAAUGCAGGUAUUGUAAGUCCAUAUUUUAUACAAGUAUAAUAGAAAGCCAAGCAGUAAAAUUAGCUCUUUAUACUCCACAUGUUCUGUGAUCAAUGCUUAAUUUUAAGAAGUGGCAUAAUUCAUGACAAUACUUGACAAUUUAGAACAUUUGAUAAGUCAGUUGCAUGUUAUAAUUUUGUUGUGUCAUCAUUUUCGUUGUUGUACAGUCAAAACUUGAUACUACCUCUUUGGUGGAUAGUGUACAUUUUUUGUAAUUGUUCAUUCAAGUAACAAAAAUGUAAAAAGCAUUCAGAACAAAACCAAAAAUUUGUUCUUUAGACAAUACAACACAAUACUGCAAUUCUGAAAUGAAAAUAUACUCACACUAAUUCUUCAAGAAUUCAAUUGAUAAAAACGAUCUUCAGAUGAUUAAUUAUUCUUGAGGAAAAAGGGAAGUAGAUAAAUUAAUUAACAUGCAUCUGGUUAUUUUGUACAAUACCAAUCUGCGCUUAAAAUACACCAAUAAUCUGAUUUUAAAUGCAAUAUGCAUAAAAAAGAUAAAUCUGAAGAAAAGCACAUUAUCAACAUUAUGCUCAUGUGCUUCGCAUGCAUUUCUAAUUCACCUGUUUCAAGUUGAAUAUAGUUGUGAUGAUUGGUAAUAUGGAAUUGUAACAAAACAGCUUCUAAUGUAUACAAUAUGCUAUGAUGAAAAUCAAUUUUCUUUAUAAUUAAUGAGGAGUAACAGAGAAAUGAACAAAAGAAAUUAUAAUUGACAAGUAAUUUCAUGUGUAAAAAUAACCAUCUAAUUCUACCUGUAAUCUCAUAUUUAAACUUACUAAUAUUUGCAAACUGUGCAACCAGUAACUUCCUGGAAUGUGGCAAAUUUUAUUGCCAUUGUUCAUUUAAUGUAAUGUAGUAAAAAUAUGUGAGAGAUGGUAUCUAUUUCUACAAAAAUUAUUUUUCAAAUUAACAUGGGGUAAUAAAUCAAAUUGUGCCAUUCCAAUAAAGUCAUAAAAUUCAUGAGUGCUUUAUUUAAGCCAAUCACGGCACUUUGUAUGUACAAGAAAUUUCAAAUUAGAUCCUACAAGAUAAUACAUAACAUAUUGGUGCAAAAUAUACAUAACCAAAUGUCACAUAGAUUUUCUUACAAUAAAACAUUUAAUAAGUAAUAAUUGUAUUUUGUCUUUUCACAAUCAUAUUUACAUCUCAAUAAUUCCUUUCUUAUCUGGAUCAGAACCAUUUACAACCAAUGUUUAACAUUAAAAAGUAUACGUAACUAUCUACAGAACUUCAGUUAAGCCAGAAAUACAAUAUAUACACAAAAAAGGACAGAACAAUCCUGAUAUGAAUGCAUUUAAGUACUUUCAUCUUACAAAUCAAAAUACACAAUAUUCUGUUAUAAAUAAUUAAAUAAAAUGUGGGAAUCAUAAUACUAUACUUCCUUCUCAAACAUUGAUACAUGUUUCUCAGAAGAAGACAAAUGUGUAUUGUAUUCUCAAAACUAAAGGAUAUCUUCCUUGAUCCAGGCAAGAGACAUGAUUCAAAAUAUUUCCUUUUCAAAUUGACAUUUAUUAAAUUAUUCAAACCAUUACAAUUGUUUUAAGAUAUUUGACUUUGAUGACAUUGACAUAAAAAAAAUCUGCAAAGAAAAUACUCAAUGUUUAAAUGUAAUAACAACCAAAGGCUAGAUCAAAUUAUUACAACCUCAGAAAACAAAAAAAAGAACAUAAUAAAAAUAAUAAUAAACACAUGAAUGAACUAGAAAAUUAAUACUUUGUGGCAUGACUUACUUUUUAAUCCACAUAUACUACUACAAUUGGCAAAUGCAUGUGUUUAGGAAAAAAGCAUGCAUGGAAAAAAAUUGAUUUGAUAAAAAGGUUUUCCCUGCCCUCAAAAAAUUAAAAAAGUUGUACUUUUAGUUAUU
Messenger RNA from Gryllus bimaculatus (two-spotted cricket), 3089 nucleotides. Lineage: Eukaryota; Metazoa; Arthropoda; Insecta; Orthoptera; Gryllidae. The record is from the annotation of a GenBank genome assembly.